AUGGACGAAUUGGAGGUGGCCAUUCUGUGCCUGUACGGAAAUGAAUGCACCCGUAUCAGCAAGAGCGACGCACAAAAGUACUGUGAAAAUUUCCAGAAUACCGCAGACAGCUGGAAGUACUGCGUUGCCAAAUUUGUGGAUUCCAAAAGGUUGGAAGUGAAAUUCUUUUGCAUCCAUGUAAUUGUAGAAAAGCUGAAGACACUUAAAGGAGAAGACCUCCUGUAUGUAAAAAAUGCACUGUAUAAUUAUUUGGAGAGUAAAUACCCAACAGCCAAUGACGAUCCCUGUGUGGUAAACAAAAUUAUCCAACUGUACCUCUCGCUAAUAGAAUUUCUUUACCCAAACAACAUGAACGAUGGGUUCAAAUUUCUCAUAAAUCUGAUAAUGGUUAAUAACGACAUGAAUGCAAAAAAUAUGUAUAUAAAUUUUUUUCUCAAAUUAAUGAACAUGUUAGAUGUAGAAUACAUAGACAACGUGUAUUCUACGAAAGGGGUUCAGGUAGCUACCAAUUUGAAAGAAGCAAUAAAAAAUAACGACCUUCCAAUUAUAAUCGAGUGCUUAUAUUUUAUAAUGAGCACCAACGUUGAAGACAUAAGUGCCCUUAGCAUCUUUACCCUCUCCAAGUAUGUUACCUGGAUUGAUAUCAACUAUGUCGUCAAUGAUAAAAUUCUCGCCUACAUCUAUCAGACCAUUAAUGGGCAAAAUAACUCCAUUACAGAAUCCAGCUUCUCCUUCCUAACAGCACUUGUACGUAAAGGAAUGAACCCAUUGAACAAAAUUCAAUUUAUUGAAAAUAUAAAUAUCAUUUAUGUCCUCCAAAAUAUACCCAAAAUUUUAGAUAUAUCAUAUGAUAUGAACAAAAAAAUUAUGUUAAAGAAAGGGGAGCUUGUAAACUACAUUUGCCUUGAAUUGGUAGAAUCUAUUUAUGAAAUAAAUAAGCUAAAGGAUUACCCAAUGAAUAGUGCAAAGUACAACGAAAUAUGUGACAAGGCUACCGAUAUGUUGUUCUUGAUUUUACCACAUGCUUUGGAAAUAUACGGGAUAGAUGAUUUCUUCGUCGCCAGCACAGUAGAAAAAUUUUUCAGUCUCCUCUUCACCAAAUUUAAGACAGUAAUGGGGUCUGCAUCAGCUGAGGAAGGAAUGAGCGGCCAACAGGUAACUCUUGGGGCGUCAGCAAAUGGAUAUAAAAUUCCGCAGGCCAAAAUGAACCUCUUUAUUAAUACCCUAAUAUGUAGCACUGUGAACAAAUUUCAAUUUCCAGCGUAUAUUGAAGAAUUCUACGAUGAGGAAGACGAAGAUUUUAUUACUUUCAACAACUUUCGGGAGAAUAUUGAAAAACUCUUCCAGAGAUUAAUACUGUUUAAUAAACUGAAAGCCAUCGAAAUUAUUAAGAAUGCCAUUAUUUAUAUGAACGAAAAUUUUGACAACUUGAAGUGGAACACCAUAGAAUCCACUCUCUACGCCUUCUACAUCACAACUUCCAUCUAUACUGAGUAUAAAGGAAGCACCAUGCAAGCCGGCGGAAGUGCAGCCAAGGAUGCCAACUCUUCAGUAGUGUCUACCACGUGUAUAAGCAAAACGAAUACAGGAACGGCAAAUGCAAAUACCAGUGGAAACAUGUCCAAAGAGGUACAAGACAUGCAGAACGGAGAAUACAACAACUUGCUUUUUGACUGCCUUGCGGAGUUACUAAAAAACCGUAAAAUUCUCAGCUGCAAUAAUAGCCUUAUAAAUAUAAACCUCAUGGAAAUUUUCCAAAGACUGAACCCUUUUUUUAUUAAAAAUCCACAAUACGUAGAAUACUCUCUUCAUGUUUUUAUUACAAAUGGGAUUAGAUGUAGUAAGAAUAAAGUGGUAAAAAAGUCGGUGCAUAUUUUUAAAAAAUUCUUGAAAGCAAAUUCGUUUGUCAUAUGCAAUUACAUGAAGGAAAUUUUGCAGAUGUUGGAAAGCUUCUUAGAAAUACCCUGUGUGUACCAACGGGUUGCUAGUAAAAACCCAGCAGGUAACAACAGUGCUAAUAAUACCACCUUGGCGGAUAUGCUAUCCCUUGAUCAAGACUACAUAAAAUCUAUGUAUAAAUAUAUCUACGCGGGUGUGAAUUAUACCCACGAGGAUCAGAACGACAUUUAUGAAAUAGCAGGUUUGCUACUAUUGCAUUACGAUUAUUCCAGAGCAAAGAGGAUAGCUAAGGGAGAGGUCAAUGAUCAAAUUCACCUUCUGGAACAGCAAGGAAUGCAAGGUAGAGGAGGCAACCCAACCAAUAUAAAUUUUAACCGAAUGAGCAGUACGAACAGUGGAAGUGGAGAUGUAAAAGAUUUAAACAAUACCACUUCCAUGCAGGGUAUGUGCACCGACUUAAACACAAGAAAUGAAAAAAUCAACGAAGAGCUUAUCCCAAAUUAUAAAGAUAGAAUCUUUUUCUUUAAAGGAAUUUUAAAUAAGUUACUAGAAAAUCUAUCCAACAUAAAAAAUGUCUAUAUAAAUUCAUCCAAAUCGCAGCAUGAGGUUCUAUGUCUGAGUUUCACCUGCAGUGUUGUCAUCAGAUGUAUAGGUGCAUUAUGCAAAAAUGUAAAUAUUAACAUGACAGAUGAAUUGAUAAACGAUUUAGACAAUACGUUAGGAAUUAUCAUCCACGAAGCGUUAGAAUUGUUUUACAAAAAUUACAUUGUUAGAGAUUCUGUGCUCUACACGUAUAGAAUUCUAUCGAACCUUUUUAAGGAACUCUCUCUCAACUACACCAUAAAAAUUCUACCAUACUUUUACAACAUUUCGUACAACAUGAUAAUGACAAAAUUGCAGAAGACUAAUACCGCCGGAGCAACGACUUCCGCUGUAGUGGGAACUCAGAACCCAUUACUUUCAUUCAACAUGAUGACCCCAUCAUCACAUCCAACUGUUGGAGUUGGUUCAUCAGGUGAAGCCUCAACGUGUUUCUCGAAUUCUCAGGAAGAACUAAAAUAUCUGUUUAAUGAACUUAACGAAUUGGCCAUAUUAGUAUGCCACCUAAUAUGCACGUAUAAAGAAAAAUCGUACGAUACGUUUAUUAAGCCAUAUAUACAGAACAUUACGCAGAUUCACCUAAACAUUUGGAAGUGCAUAAUUGUGCAGUCGUUGGAAAUGCAAAGAGAACAGAACUCUGUACUAUCUCCACUCCUCCUCAUACUUUACAACAUAUCUUUAAACAUUCCAUCAGCCAUUCACAAUUUUGUUUCUCUCGAUUUGAUUGCCUUAACACAUAAAGAAUUUUGCCAAGCCUUUUCAAAUGAAGAUAUGGUGAAGGCAAAAUGUCCAGAUGCCAUUACAAGCAUUUUGCUUGUUUCUCUAAAUUAUAGCAAUACCUGUGAUUUGAAUAUCUGCCUAUAUGCAGCUCAAACCUUUUCGAACAUGUUGAAUAAUGCCACUUGUUUGCAGAAUGCGCAAGAGGUGCUGAGCAAAUACCCACUCGUCCAAAUCAUCGACACGCUUUGUGUAACGCUCAAGUCCCUUGAUUAUUCGGAUCCCAAGAAUAAGAGGAUAAUCCAAGAAGUAAUGAACAUCUUCCGACUCUUCUGCGGGUUCAAAGUCAACGCCGGCUGUCUACCCAGCAAAAUUCUUGAGAGCGCUCAAAUCUGUUUGCAGAAUUCACUACUUUCAGUGUUCAAGAAUAACCGAAACGACAUCGGUGUCUUGUUGCAAGCCGUCAACGCGAACAAUCAACAGCAGUUCAGACAAAUUUUGUCAAAUUUUGUUGCGUAA
This is a messenger RNA of Plasmodium knowlesi strain H, 3735 nucleotides long. RefSeq names its product exportin-T, putative. The record is from RefSeq and is a predicted model, not a curated record. Gene Ontology annotation, molecular function: tRNA binding; small GTPase binding. NCBI's taxonomy places the organism in Eukaryota, Apicomplexa, Aconoidasida, Haemosporida, Plasmodiidae. The coding region runs from base 1 to 3735 and encodes 1244 amino acids. Gene Ontology annotation, biological process: tRNA re-export from nucleus. Gene Ontology annotation, cellular component: nuclear matrix; cytoplasm; nuclear pore. The transcript is spliced from 4 exons.